CCCCCAAACGACGUUGAACAUGCUGCCGCACAUCAAAUCGAGUUCGUAACCUUAAAGGGGAUACGAGACGCUGCGCGUGAUUGCUCUGUGGAUGGAUCUCACGAGCCUGGUUGGAACGGAAAGGUUCACCAGCCGCUUCUCUCCUGUGCGCUGGAGCCGAUCAAAAAAAGGUUCAAAUCUGUCAAUGACGCUGGCAAAGCCCCUAAAAGAGUUUGCCCCUCUCUACAAAGACGACCCCAGCGAUCCUAAAAUUGUCGACUUUCUCGUCACAUUUAAACCACCCCCGACCGUUGUUGAUCAGAUUCGGCAUCUUCUGCGCGCUGUACCGGAGGAGGAGCUUCGAACCAUCAACCAGACGUCCCACACGCGCUACGAACCUGCCGUUAUGUCGAUCGAGACAAAGCGAGGUCACAACGAUGAGGAUGAUGCCAAAUUUAAGCUUGCAAUGUGGACAGCUGCGUGGCAGAACCAGAUCGACCGGUUUACAAAAGGCACGACAUGUACGCCACUACCAGGCUUCAUUGUGUUUGGUCAUAUAUGGAAUUUGUAUUGGCUUGUUGAUUUCGGAACGAGCGUGUUUCCGUACCCAGUCGGGGACACGCAAACAAUUGCCGGCUGCUACCGUUUAGUCGCCGUAAUCAGGCAUUUAUGCGGCCAAUGGGUUGAAAAUGUCUUCCUUCCGUGGUUUACGGACAAUGUGCUGCCAAAAUCGACCACAUUCCCAGGCAGAGUUCCGACUUGCGCGACAACCAGUCCACAUGGUUGAGGUACGUUAAAUCGUCGGGAAGAGAUGCUAGUGAGUGCAGGAGGGAUACUCCAUGUCGGGGAUGAGUAGAGAAGGGCAAUCCGACCACCAAGUGCUCUCCAUCGCUUCAACGAAGGAAUCCGUCGGUCGGGGAGACAGGAAGGCAUACCCCUCCUCAGACG
Mytilinidion resinicola is the source of this 927-nucleotide messenger RNA. RefSeq lists its product as uncharacterized. The coding region runs from base 92 to 766 and encodes 224 amino acids. The record is from RefSeq and is a predicted model, not a curated record. NCBI's taxonomy places the organism in Eukaryota, Fungi, Ascomycota, Dothideomycetes, Mytilinidiales, Mytilinidiaceae. The transcript is spliced from 3 exons.